AAGCACCUUACGCGUAUGUUACGACUACUGUUACGACCAUCCAUUAUCAGCUGCUCUCGCGCUUCCAGAAGAUUGCGACAAAAUGAGGAAGGUCCUAUACGCAAAUACUAUAUCAUCCUGCACCGUCAGGUCCAAACUUCCAUACUUGCUCAAGUACCCUCCCUUUUUCAACUCGUCAUUGAAAAUAUCUUAUCUCCUUCACUGCCAUGUUGACACUCACUGACAUUACCUGGCUAGACAUUGGUCUUGCUGGCGUCGGCGUGUAUCUCGUAAAGCAGGUAUUCACCCAGAAGAAUCCCGCACCAUACCCCCCUGGUCCCCCCGGCCGUCCUCUCAUCGGGAAUAUUCCAGACAUGCCUCAGGUCAAGCCUUGGCUCACCUUCACUGAGUGGGGCAAGAAAUAUGGCGACAUCUCACAUGUCGAGGUUCUGGGUCAGCACGUCAUAGUUCUGAACUCUGUCAAGGCUGCGGUGGAAAUGCUGGAAAAGAAGAGCUCCGUCUACUCUGAUCGUCCUGUUCUACCUAUGGGCGGUGAACUCGUUGGCUGGAAGAACACUCUCGUUCUUCUCCCUUAUGGUGACAGGCUACGCGAGUACCGGAGAAACUUCCAUCACGUCAUUGGUAGUCGCGCCGCCAUGGACAUAUACCAACCAAUCGAGGAAAUAGAGACUCAUCGAUUCCUGCAGCGUGUACUUGCGAAACCGGACCAACUCCAGGCACACGUGCGGCAUACCGCUGGCGCCAUCAUUCUGCGUAUCUCUCAUGGCUAUGAAGUCAAGGAGCACAACGACCCUUUCGUCGACCUUGCGGACCUUGCUGUAGAUCAAUUCUCCAAAUCCACCGCUACUGGUGCCUGGAUGGUUGACAUCAUCCCAUCCCUGGCUAAGGUACCCGAGUGGGUCCCUGGUGCUGGUUUCAAGCACGUAGCACGCGAAUGGCACGAGACCCUCGAAGAGAUGGUCGCUGCACCCUACAAAUUUGUCAAGGAUCAGAUGGCUGCUGGUAUUGCUCCGAAAUCCUUUACCUCGAAUCUGUUAGAAGACCGUAUUUUGUCUGCCGAAGAGGAACACAUCGUGAAGUGGUCCGCUGCAUCCUUGUACUCUGGUGGUGCCGACACGACGGUUUCGGCAAUAUAUUCGUUUUUCCUGGCGAUGACACUCUUCCCCGACGCGCAGAAGAAGGCUCAAGCUGAAAUCGAUGCCGUCGUUGGUCCUGAUCGUCUUCCCUCCUUCAGGGACCGCGACUCCCUCCCCUACACUGAGGCACUCGCAAAGGAAGUUCUACGUUGGAACGCCGUCGUCCCUACCGCCGUUGCUCACCGUGUUAUUGAAGACGACAUCCAUGAUGGGUACUACAUUCCCAAGGGCUCCUUGAUCAUACCCAACGUUUGGUUUAUGCUUAAUGAUCCUCGGACAUAUGCCAACCCCUCGGAGUUCAACCCUGAACGCUUCUUGGCCAAGGAAGGAAAGGAGCCUGAGACCGAUCCUCGCACAAUCUGCUUCGGGUUUGGUAGACGUAUCUGCCCAGGGCUCCACCUCGCCGAUGCAUCUGUCUGGAUGUCUGCCGCUAUGUCGCUUGCCGUAUUUGAUAUCUCCAAGGUUGUUGAGAAUGGUGUCGAGAUCACCCCUGAGAUUGACCCCUCAUCAGGUACAAUCAGCCACCCCAAGCCUUUCAAGUGCUCUAUCAAGCCCCGUUCUGCUCAGUCCCUUGCGCUCAUCCAGGAAGAUGCUUAGUACCUCGGAGAGAUACCCGGAGAACAACGCAGGGAUACAUCCGUUGCCUUGGGUUGCAACUUCAUCUGACAGUGCGUCAUAUUUUGUAUCUUGCACUCAGAGGAUGUGCAAGAUGAUUGGUCGUGUAUUUCGAUAUCGUAUAUUUAUGACAUCUUACUUCAUCUUGUUGGAAUAAUCUACAAUGUGCGAAUGAUAUUUCUGUGAAUUUGCCGUAGUUUAGGUAUCCACGU
This is a messenger RNA of Suillus fuscotomentosus, 1963 nucleotides long. RefSeq names its product cytochrome P450. The coding region runs from base 207 to 1733 and encodes 508 amino acids. The transcript is spliced from 11 exons. Gene Ontology annotation, molecular function: heme binding; oxidoreductase activity, acting on paired donors, with incorporation or reduction of molecular oxygen; iron ion binding. The record is from RefSeq and is a predicted model, not a curated record. Lineage: Eukaryota; Fungi; Basidiomycota; Agaricomycetes; Boletales; Suillaceae.